Molecule: messenger RNA, 809 nt
Organism: Homalodisca vitripennis (glassy-winged sharpshooter)
Lineage: Eukaryota; Metazoa; Arthropoda; Insecta; Hemiptera; Cicadellidae
Exons: 3
Coding region: 1-411 (136 amino acids)
Source: RefSeq, a predicted model, not a curated record
AUGUCGGAAUUGCUCGGACCCUUCCAUGAAGUCCUGAUCAAUAAUAUAACCGGCAAAAAAUGUAUUCACGGCAAGACACAAAAUGUGAAUGAGAGUGUCAACAGUGUUAUAUGGACUAGAAUACCCAAAAACAACUUUGUGUCAUUGAAAACAUUAGAACUUGGUGUAUUUGAAGCUAUUGCCAGUUACAAUGAUGGUAACAUCACAAAAUGCAAAGUUUUGAAGUCUUUGGGAAUUGAACCAGGUCGGCGGAUGAUUUCGGUAAUUGAAUUUUUGGACAAUGAGCGCAUCCGUAGGGCUGAAGUGGCUAUUUCUGAUUUUUUGAGGAAUGCUAGAAGACAGGAGAAGCUGAGGAAAAGAAAACUUGAAGAAAAUUUAGAAGAAACCCCAUCAUAUGAUCGUGGAAUGUAGGCAAAAAAUUAAAUAUUUUUACUAAUAUGCCGUUUUCCGAAAAUCUUUAUUUUUUGGACAAAAGGUACAUUUUCUCUGGAAAUACUUUAGAUAGAGAGUUCAAAUUUUUACACAAUAUCUAGGUAAUAGUUAUACAUACCCUGAGUUUUUUUUUUGUGGUCCAAAGUCAAUUUAUUUGGUUACAAAAAAAUAAAAUCUGCAAAAAAAUCCAAAAAUUUUAGGUGUUACGGGAAAAAAAAUCAUAACUUUUUUUUAUAGAACUUCCUAAAAAAACUCAGGCUAUGUAUGAAAGGCAUAUAAACAACUGGCAAAAAUUUCAAAGCAAUAGGCCUAGUAGUUUUUGAAAAAAUGUACCUUAUGUUAGCAUUACAGGUAAAUGGGAUUCCGCCUCCCCUUAA